GUCAAUACAACAAAAUGUAGGGACCUCUGUUAUAUUUUUGAAAAUAGAAAGACCUUCGAGGAGUAAUUUUUUGUAUUAUAUUUAUAUCCCGCAUUCAGCCACGGAAUAAAACUAUAAACAGAGUUUCUGGGCUUUUCUUCCCUACAAACUUCAAACUGGAUUCCAUGGGAGAUGGAAACCGAGCUCAGAUAUAUCACGAGAGACAGAGAUUACAAUUCUGCCUCCUACACACCCUCAAUAAUCUCUUUCAGGACAAAGAUGCAUUUACCAGAGCUGAUCUGAACUCCAUUUCCGAAAGGCUGGGCCUUGAUGAUCCACACAAGGGCAAUUGGUCCCUAACCUCUGCCAUCUUCAAGCCUCACCACAAUGUGAUCACAGGAAAUUAUGACAUAAAUGUUUUAGUUGCAGCACUUGAAGGGAAAGGGAAGGGUGUGGUUUGGCACGGCCGGCGAGUUGGGGCUGGUGCAAUUGACCUCGACGGUGAAAUGAUGGGUAUUAUAGUAAAUUUACCAGUCCGAAGGUUUGCCGGCCUAUGGAGAAGCAGGCAUUGGGUUGCAUUGAGAAGGAUCGACGGAGUUUGGUACAAUUUGGACAGUGAUUUUUCUGCCCCUCGUGCCUUUAGGGACAUAGAAGAGGUUAGGGAGUAUUUGGAUGGCAUAAUUUCUUCUGGUGCAGAAAUUUUACUGGUUACUUGAUGAGUGUGUGAAUCUUUUGUGCUUAGGUUUUUGGAAAAUUGUGGUUUAUGAGAUGGGGAAUGUUUGGCUGUGUUGAAUGUGGUU
Messenger RNA from Cuscuta campestris, 779 nucleotides. NCBI's taxonomy places the organism in Eukaryota, Viridiplantae, Streptophyta, Magnoliopsida, Solanales, Convolvulaceae. The record is from the annotation of a GenBank genome assembly.